Messenger RNA from Penicillium argentinense, 1719 nucleotides. RefSeq lists its product as uncharacterized. The record is from RefSeq and is a predicted model, not a curated record. Lineage: Eukaryota; Fungi; Ascomycota; Eurotiomycetes; Eurotiales; Aspergillaceae. Gene Ontology annotation, molecular function: transmembrane transporter activity. Bases 1 to 1719 code for a protein of 572 amino acids. Gene Ontology annotation, biological process: transmembrane transport. The transcript has 4 exons.
AUGGGGUUCCAGAAAUUCAAUCCCUUCAAGAGGGACCGCCAGAACUUCCCGGGUGUUGUCAUCCCUCUGGCUGAUGCCCCUGCCCCAAAAAAGCCCGACAUGAACGACGAGAAGAAGGCUGAGCUUUCGGAUACCAACAAGUCUUUGGAGCGCGCUUCAUCAGCUGAGAAUGGCUCUGCUGGUGACUCUGUGCAGGAGCCCUCCCACCGGACCCUUGAGUCUCUACGCGCCGAAAUUGAUGCGGAUGAAUCAGGCCGCAACUCGGUGUAUGAUCGCAAGGCCAAGGUCAUCAACAGCGCCCUCAAGGAUAUCGGCAUGGGCCGUUACCAAUGGCAAUUAUUCUUCCUCUGUGGUUUCGGCUGGCUUGCAGACAACCUCUGGCUGCAGGGUGUUGCCCUUACUCUGACCCCAAUUUCAAUGGAGUUCGGGAUCUCCGAGUCGGAGGUACGCUUCACUACCUGUGCUCUUUUCCUGGGUCUCUGUAUCGGUGCCUCGAGUUGGGGUAUUGCCUCAGAUAUCUUGGGCCGUCGCAUCGCAUUCAACACCACUCUGUUCCUUGCCGGAACCUUUGGUCUUGCCGCCGGCGGUGCCCCCAACUGGGUUGGUGUCUCUGCUCUGUAUGCCUGCCUUGGUCUCGGAGUUGGUGGCAACUUGCCCGUUGAUGGCGCCCUCUUCCUUGAGUUUUUGCCCAUGGCAUCCGGAAACAUGUUGACUAUGCUGAGCGUCUGGUGGCCUAUUGGUCAGAUGAUCGGUAGUCUGUUUGCCUGGGCCUAUAUUCCUUCGUUCAGCUGUGCAAACGCAGAGAACUGCACUAAGGAGCAGAACAUGGGCUGGCGGUACCUAGUCCUCACCCUGGGAGCCAUCACCUUCUGCAUGUUCAUCGGCCGAUUCUUCUUCUUCCACCUCUACGAAUCGCCCAAGUUCCUGCUGUCGCGCGGUCGCCAGGACGAGGCUGUUGCUUCCGUCCAUGGUAUCGCCUACAAGAACAAAACCAAGACCUGGUUGACUACCGAGAUUUUGAACGAGAUCGGCGGAUACCCCGAGACUCAGGAGAAAGAGGUGCUCGCCUUGGCCGAUAUUAUCAGGCGGUUCUUCUCAAAGUUCUCUAUGGAGCGCAUCGGGCCUCUCUUCGCCAACAAGCGCCUGGGAAUCACCACUAUCAUCCUCUGGUUUUGCUGGGCCACGAUUGGUAUGGGAUAUCCCCUCUUCAAUGCCUUCCUGCCCCAGUACCUGGCCAAGGCUGGCGGCGAGACCAACUCGACCUACAUCACUUAUCGCAACUAUGCCAUUACUUCCAUUGUCGGCGUGCCCGGCUCAAUCUUGGCUUGCUAUACUGUGGAGCUCAAAUACGUCGGUCGUAAGGGUACCAUGGCUGCUGCUACUGUGAUCACUGGCGUGCUGCUCUUCUGCUUCACGGCCUCCACCAACGCCAAUGUUCAGCUCGCGUGUACCUGUCUUGAAGCGUUCUUCCAGAACAUCAUGUAUGGUGUCCUGUACGCCUACACCCCAGAAGUUUUCCCUGCUCCGAACCGCGGUACCGGUACUGGUAUCUCCAGCUGCUUGAACCGUAUUGCAGGUCUCUGUGCUCCGCUGGUCGCCAUCUACUCGUCCACUUCGAAUGCCGAUUCGCCUAUCUACGCGUCCGGUGGUCUGAUUCUGGCCGCUUUUAGUUCGAUGGUCUUCCUCCCCAUCGAGACCCGGGGUCGACAGAGUCUAUAG